This is a messenger RNA of Sceloporus undulatus (fence lizard), 5648 nucleotides long. It is a transcript of the gene KCNJ2, whose product is annotated as potassium inwardly rectifying channel subfamily J member 2. The coding region runs from base 459 to 1736 and encodes 425 amino acids. Gene Ontology annotation, cellular component: plasma membrane. Gene Ontology annotation, molecular function: inward rectifier potassium channel activity. Gene Ontology annotation, biological process: regulation of monoatomic ion transmembrane transport; potassium ion import across plasma membrane. Lineage: Eukaryota; Metazoa; Chordata; Lepidosauria; Squamata; Phrynosomatidae. The transcript has 2 exons. The record is from RefSeq and is a predicted model, not a curated record.
GCCCCUCCAUCAUCAUCACAUGGGUCUCCCUCAAAAGCCAGGCAGAAGCCUAUGCGGCGCCUUCAUUCGCCAAAGGGAGCAGCGGCAGCGGCAGCGGCGGCGACGUCGUCGAGGCAGCGCGAGGGGAUGCUCUGGAGCUGAGCCUCCUGGAUCUGCCCCGCCAGCUUCCCUGCCCGGCUCCUUUAAAAACAACAGUAGCAGCAGCAGCAGCAACGACGACAUAAAACCAUCACCGGCAGGCCAUGUCUCCUCGUGGCAGAUGAUUAGUUGCUAAGAUAGCUCUGAAUAUUGGAAGACUCUCUCCUUGGCACAGUCAAAGGCAGACGGAGGCACCAGCUUCUCCCUUUUUUUCAUCUGAGUGUGUUCCACUAGAGCAUUCAAAACUGUUUCUCCAAAGGGUUCUGCAGAAACUCAGACUGUUUUCUAAAGCAGAAGCACCAGAGUCCACAGCGGAAGCGAUGGGCAGCGUGCGAACCAAUCGCUACAGCAUAGUUUCCUCAGAAGAGGACGGCAUGAAGUUGGCAACCAUGGCAGUUGCCAAUGGCUUUGGAAAUGGGAAGAGCAAAGUACAUACCAGGCAGCAGUGCAGGAGCCGGUUUGUCAAGAAAGAUGGCCAUUGCAACGUUCAGUUCAUUAAUGUGGGUGAAAAAGGCCAGCGUUAUCUAGCAGACAUCUUUACCACCUGUGUUGAUAUCCGCUGGAGGUGGAUGUUGCUUAUCUUCUGUCUGGCUUUCAUCCUCUCAUGGCUGUUUUUUGGUUGUGUGUUCUGGUUGAUUGCCUUAUUGCACGGGGACCUAGAGAAUGGGGACAGACCUUGUGUCUCUGAAGUGCGCAGCUUCACUGCGGCCUUCCUUUUCUCCAUCGAAACACAAACUACAAUUGGCUAUGGUUUUAGGUGUGUUACAGAUGAGUGUCCCAUUGCAGUCUUCAUGGUGGUUUUCCAGUCAAUAGUUGGCUGUAUCAUUGAUGCCUUCAUCAUCGGCGCUGUCAUGGCUAAGAUGGCUAAACCAAAAAAGAGAAAUGAAACUCUCAUCUUCAGCCAUAAUGCUGUAAUAGCUAUGAGGGACGGAAAGCUGUGCUUGAUGUGGCGAGUUGGGAAUCUGCGCAAAAGCCAUUUGGUAGAAGCCCAUGUGAGAGCCCAGCUUCUCAAAUCGCGAAUCACUACUGAAGGAGAAUACAUCCCUCUAGAUCAAAUAGACAUCAAUGUUGGGUUUGACAGUGGGAUAGACCGCAUAUUUUUGGUUUCACCCAUUACAAUUGUCCAUGAAAUAGAUGAAGAGAGCCCUUUGUAUGACUUAUGUAAACAAGACAUGGACAAUGCAGACUUUGAAAUUGUAGUAAUAUUAGAAGGCAUGGUGGAAGCCACUGCCAUGACCACACAGUGCCGCAGCUCAUAUCUGGCAAAUGAAAUUCUCUGGGGCCACCGGUAUGAGCCUGUACUUUUUGAAGAGAAAAACUACUACAAAGUGGAUUAUUCUAGGUUCCACAAAACAUAUGAAGUGCCGAACACACCCCUCUGCAGUGCCAGAGACUUAGCAGAAAAGAAAUACAUCCUUUCUAAUGCAAAUUCAUUUUGCUAUGAGAAUGAAGUAGCCCUAACGGGCAAAGAAGAAGAGGACAGUGACAAUGGGGUGCCUGAGAGCACUAGUACAGACACCCACCCAGACAUGGACCAUCACAACCAAGCAGCAGUGCCCCUAGAGCCUAGGCCUUUAAGGCGAGAAUCUGAAAUAUGACUGAAGGAAAUGAUUUCCACUUUGGUUGAAAUCUGUCUCUCAGUUAAUAGGCAUGCUGCUUUGAGAAGUAGCUGCAAACAGUUUUUCAGAUGAUGGUACUGUUGAAGAGAUGGGCAUACUGCCCUGAGGAGUCAACCUAGGCUGGCUUUUAAGUGCUGUCUUCAGAGGAGAUGCAGCAAAAAUCGUGAACUUGGAACAAGAAGCACUAUGUCAGCUCAUGACUAGAAGGCACAUAUAUGUUGUAGAAUAAAUUAAUGUAUAUAUUUUUUUUACAAAACUUGAACUUGCAGGCAAGCUUUGGUUGAGUUGUAUUGUUUGUCAUCUGUUUUCUCUCUCUCCCAAAAUGCUUCUCUCUUGGGAACAAGAAUGUUUUUUAAUGGCAUAAUAAAGGCAAGAGACUGCCUUACUUUUUUAAAAAAAAGUUGCUGCUAACUACAUGAACACAAAUGAUAAUUAUUUUUUGUCAUAGUGUAGUAUUCAUGUUUCUUUCAUACAUACUUUUAAACAACAACAACAACACAAUGGUGAUGGUGGGAGCAGAGACCCUUAGCUAGCUUCAGAGCUCUUUGGCAAUCAGUCAAAGUGACUGGUGAUGCCAGGAUAUCUGAACAUUUAGUUGAGGUCAGUAGUUUGGUGGCUAGAAUCAAUUUCUCUCCGUACUAUCCAGUUACAUAAGGGGUAUUAUGUAACACAAGGCCGGGCAGUAGCCUACAGCAAGUUUUUUUCCCCUUUAAAAAUGUGUUAGGGAAAGGAAUGAGAUUUUUUUUCCCAUCUAAAAUAUGUUUUAAUUUCAAACUACCUAACUGAAUACCAAAGACAGAAAAAAUGCAGUUUUGCACAAUGAAGUUUAAUCAAAAAUAUAGAACAGGAUGCUUUCAGACUGUUUUCCUCCCCAAAGAUUCUUUAUGUGUGGAGUAUUUUGUAAUGCACCUUAUUCUGAAAGUAAAGCUGAGAAUACAUUUUGUUUCAACAUCCCAACUUGGGGAAAUAAGCUCAUUCCUACAUACAUAUAUACAUACACUUCUCAUAAGUCUGAGAAACAAUGUUGAGUUCAGGGAGCUAACACCAGCAAGAUGAUGGCAGAAGGUCAAAUGUUAGGCCAUGUGUACAUUCCAAAGCAGCUUCUGUAACCCCAUUACAAGUGGACUGGCAUUUUGAGAGACUGAGCCCUCAAAGCAACCAAGGCCAUCAUUAGGAUCCAUUUCAUGUUCAGUCUAUUUGUUUGGCAAUCAUUUGGAAAUGUUUGGCAAGCAUUGGCAAAACCUUUGAUUCUAUCUGAAAAAGUGGCUUGACUAUAGCAAAUGUCUGUUAAUGAAGAAACAGGCUGGCAAAGGAGAGAUGAAACUGACAUGGGAUAAUCCAAAAGAAGGAUCUCAGUGGUUAUGUUUUUGGUGGGACACCUUCUCUUUGCGAGGAUUAGGGUGGCAGCAAGUGGAUCUGUCCUACUAUUGUCUAGAUUGUUGAGGGGAUCAUAGUUUGAAGGGGAUAAUGUUGUGGAAAGAGUUCCCUCUUCUUGCUUUUAAUGACUUGAUCAGCCUUAGUGGGAUGAUUAGUGGAUGCAAAUUCUGUACCAAAAGUUUUGAACAGCUACUGAGACCUUCUGCUGAACUGUGACUUUAAUGGUAUUUUUGGAUCACUUGCCAAGAAUGCUUUAAAGAUUUUCUGUGCCUCUAAGAUCAAGUGUACCAUUUUAGUUGCCCCCAUAGGUUAUUGACAUGCAAACCCUCCCAACAGGUAGGAAUUGAGGAUAACACCAAGCAUUCAAACUCAAAACGCUUACAGUAUUGGACCCCCCCCCCCCCCUUCUGCUGUUACAAAUAGCUUGUUCUGGGUCUAAUGUUGUUUUCUGUUACAUCUGGAGAUUUUAUCCUGUGCAAAACAGAAGUAAUGUGGCAUUUCCCAUAAGAUGGAAUUUACUUUAAACAGAAUAGGUGGGUUCUGGGCUGCAAAAAUUGGCAACUGUAAACGCAAACAGGUUUGUUUGCUUUUCCUCUUAAGGCAGAUAUUAUUGAUGUACCAUGUGUUGAGGCUAAUUAUGUAGAAGAAGAAAAAGUGAGGGGAGCUAAAUUUGCAUGGAAAUCUGGUGAGUCUCUGGGUCAGAGAAACAAUGAAAGCAACUGAACCUGACUUGUGCUGCUAUUGUGAUAUAUUUCUGCAAAGGAAAAUAAAGCGCAAACCAAAGAGUAUUUAGUGACAUGUUUUAAAAAGAAGGAGGAAGCUACUCAAAAAAUGCACAAAGCUCCCACUUGCAAGACAUGAGAUGAUAUAUGGAAGGGUGAGUAGAGAAAGUGUUGAAUAUGUUUGUUUUUAAAAUGAACACUCAUAGAAAGGGAUUUUUCUUUUUAAAAAUCUAUUGUUUCUUCUCCUUUUUUCUGGUGCAGAGAUUAUUGUUGAUCUUUCUUUUGCAAGAUGCAGGGUUUUCUGUUUUCAGAUUUAGAAGAAAAAAAUGAAGAAAAAAAUAUACACUUUUAUAAAGUUUAUCAAGUAUUUUCCUAUUUAAAGCCAAAUGUAAAUAGAAGUCCAUUUGAAAAGAUAAAGACAAAGAGAUGCCAAGAUGGCAUCAGUUAGAACCUUUGAUGCUACUGGCUAGCAUGGUUUUAACAAAUAUUUGAAAGCCUUAUGGGAUUUCUAAUGAUAAGAGUUUUUUGUUGUUAUUUAUUUAGGCAUGAAUGUUUGAUUGUGUUUUUUCCUUGCUAUUGGCAUUUUUAUUCCUGCUUUCAGAUUGCUAGAGACUUGAUGAAAGUGGAUAAUCUAUUGAACUCUUUGUUGGUUUAACCCCCCCCCCCCCAUUUCUUUUAAGUAACCCUUUGGUCUAAUUCCAAUUGCUUGUACCAGCUAGAGUAGAUUCAUCAAAUCAAUGUGUUGAUUUACAAUUCAGCAGUUAAACAGGUCUGCUCUAGCUGAGAUUAAUAAUUGGGUUUGGGCCUUUUUCUUUACCUGUUGGCUUCUGCAUAGGGAAACUGUUAGGAAGACAUUUUCAUCUGUAUAGAUAUCAUGGUACAGUACCUGCCCUUAAUUGUUGUCUUCAUAAUUCUUUUAAAAGAAACAAAUAAACCAUGCCUCGGGAAGCCUGGUUCCAUAAUCUUUAGGAAGCUACAGAAAUGGUGUGCUUUUAAGUAGCCAAUAAGGACAAUUGUGCAAAGUGUUGAGUGGUAUACCUUGGUGGUGCAAUCGUCAACCACUUAACGCUGAUGGGAAAUUUCCCAUUUGACUUCACUGGAAUGUGGAUUGCAAUACUUAAGUCCUCAAGCCACAGAUAUGAGUUAAGGCACAAGCAGUAAUUUUCCUCUUCCCUAAAAAUACUUGAAUGGAGGCCCUUUUCUUAUAUAGGACUGUCUGACACAAGGCACAUCCAAGGUGGGCUAUGCAGCUCUGUUGUUUUUUUAUUGGUGGUCUGGUGUGAGUUUUCAAAUUAAUAAGAUCACUGCAUGUGUGUAUCCUCUGGGUAUACAGUUGCAAGCACAAGUCAUCAUUUUUUGUUUGUUCUUCAUUUUAUCAAUCGCUUUUGGCAAAGACAAAGGGUUCUGAGUCCGCUAUUUUUGUCCUCUUGUGUCUGUGUGUGUGUGAUUGCAAAGUAAAACUGAGAAGUACUGUAAUGUCUUUUUUAAAAAAAAAUACACACAAACAAACCCGGCUGCUGCUGACCAUUUUCAAGAUAGGAGGGUGCUGCAUUGUUGCCAUCCCAGAGGCAACCUGAGAGUUCUCUUUUUCUUCUCAUAAAUGGGUUUUCUGUCCUGCAGCUGUUUGUAAGGUGAACAAACCAAUAGGCAUUCGACAAUCGUUCUCCCUUACUAUUUUCCUGUUUGCAGCCUUUUGUAUCUUGGUCUUCCUAAUGUACUGCACAAAUCAUGGACUGCUUUUUAUAUAUAUAUAAAUAUAUAUAUUAUGUCUUAUUUUAUUAUUUCUAAAUAA